AUGGAGCAUAAUAACUCAGCAGUAAAACAAACAGGUCCAGCUUUUGGGACUGAUGACUCUGUUCGUCUUGCAUCGGUUUUGCCUGAAGCAUCUGCUCAUCACAUGGCGCCGACAUCCUCAGGUAUCUCCAGAUCAAUCUCCAAGCCUCGACACCGAAUCUAUCUGGCCGCCUUCAGUGUCCGCACUCUGACGGCUCCACUGGAUACCGUUGACAUCCGCCCCUCUGCGGUUCGUCUGGAAAAGUAUGUGAAGGAGGCUCACAAGCAUGGAGUUGAUGGAUGUCGGCUUAUCGUGUCUACCUACGCCAACUAA
This is a messenger RNA of Opisthorchis viverrini, 312 nucleotides long. RefSeq lists its product as hypothetical. The transcript is spliced from 2 exons. The record is from RefSeq and is a predicted model, not a curated record. Bases 1 to 312 code for a protein of 103 amino acids. NCBI's taxonomy places the organism in Eukaryota, Metazoa, Platyhelminthes, Trematoda, Opisthorchiida, Opisthorchiidae.